Messenger RNA from Copidosoma floridanum, 10210 nucleotides. RefSeq lists its product as uncharacterized. Gene Ontology annotation, cellular component: chromatin silencing complex. Gene Ontology annotation, molecular function: chromatin binding; transcription cis-regulatory region binding. The record is from RefSeq and is a predicted model, not a curated record. Lineage: Eukaryota; Metazoa; Arthropoda; Insecta; Hymenoptera; Encyrtidae. Gene Ontology annotation, biological process: negative regulation of DNA-templated transcription; heterochromatin formation.
GCAGGGGGAGGAGGGAUUAUUUGGCUGCUCCGAUGGCUUCUGCUCUGCAGCCUGCGCUCUCGUGUCUCUUUCUCGCGUGCAGUAUAUACCUCGCGCAGUGCAGUGCUUGCGUUCGCGUCGUCAACAACUCGUCCCGUCAUAUACGCACGCGAAUAUACGUGCUUGUAAACUUUAUCAGUUAUACGUGUAUUGUAUACGCCUAAACGCAGGUGUGCUUUAUACCAUGAUGAUGGAUUAUUCAUUGAGUGCCAGACUACCAGUGAAUAUACUCAUUGACAGAAGCAUGAGGUGGAGAUAAUCAAAUUGAGAGAGAGAGAGAGAGAGGGAUGGGGAGGAAGAAUCAUAUAGUGCAAGUGCUCCAAAACCGAAACGGCGGCCGAUUGACACUAGUGCUGCUCCGAACGACAGCUGCAGGGAGGUGGCGCGACUGCACCGCCCGUUCCGCGAGUUUUUAGCCGUGUGUACGGGUUAUACAUACAUUCACACCACACAGAGGAGAAAAGAGGAAGGAAGAGAAUAGAAAGAGAGCCAAACGAAUGCCAAGUGUAAUAGUAUAAAAAAAAGAACGGUGACGAGUGACGAAUGUGUAUGACGUAUACUAUCUGUGAACGAGUAUAGUGUGGAUAUACAUGUGCACAAUAACAAUGUAUACAUAUAUAUAUAUCUCUCUCUCAGUGAUUCCUAUAUAUGUAUAAGCGCGUACUCGCGAAUCUAGAGAAGCGUGUGUGUGGGUUCACGUACGUGUAUAUGUAUACAAUGUACACUGUACUUGCGUGACUGUGUGCUCGAUCUCUCGUCUCGGUUUAGUCGCUGUCUGUUUGUCUGUCUGACUUUGCUUUCCUGUUGUUUUAUAUGCUUAUUGUUAUAUAUUAUACGCUCUGCUCUCCUACAUGUUGUGUGCGCGUUCCUGUAUACGUGCGCCUCGUCGCCGCCAGUAGCGCUACCGCGGCGUAUUCACGUACACCACUUGUAUACUUACCCAGCGCGUGCAAUUUCUAAAACAGUAUAAAUUGAGAGUUGGUGGGGGAAAAAAAAAAAAAACAUACAAAUAAACCAAAUUUAGAAGUAAGAGAAGAACAAUCAGAGAAGCGAGCAGUGUAUACGUCCUUGGUAUGCACUCGUGCGUGGGAAUGUAGUACCACCAGUGCCUGUCUCCUCCCGGCAGCAUUAACGUCGUCGCCGUCGUCGAGGUACCUCUCCGCUUUUUUUUUAUUUUCCACUCUCCCAGCAUCAUCAGCGGAACUGCAAGUAUAUACUGUACACUGUAUACCUCGAACAGCGUGCAUAUAUAUACGGCCGAACGGAGCAAGUAACAGUGAUAAGGAGAGCAAGACGGUGUUCGUUCAUUCGCUUUUUUUCGUAUUAUUAUCAUUAUCCAACUAUAUACCUACUCUCCGUGAAGUACUUUUGUGGCGUGCGCGUGAAGUUGACGCAGAGGAGGAGCAGCAGUACUGCUUAGGACAGUGCGAAGUGUUGUACGUUACACAUGUGUAGCUAGUCGGGCGAUCGUAACGCGAGUUCUUCCCAAAAAGUAUUACUUGUUCGUUGCUGCAAUGACGAUUAUAGUGCUUAAGUAGUACUAAAGUGUCUAAAAUUUUUGUGCAGUGUGCACGUAUACAUGGGACUCGCCAAAACACAAAUUGUGCGCAUAUACAUUGACGUCUAACUCGCGGUGAAGUUCAAAGAAGCAGACACAUAGAGUACCUUCUUCUUCCACACACCAGCUCGCCAGCAGCAGGAGCCGGUGAAAAAUGGUAGUGAGGUAAUGCCUUGAGGAGGAGGAGAAGCAGCAGCCGCGCGAUAUUGGCCUCGAAAAUGUGAAGAAGCCGCGGGAGGCGCGGUCAUGAAGCCGCAGAAGAAGGCCGCUGCAGCGCCGAGCGGGGCCCGCAAGGCCGCGGCGGCGGCAGUAGCCAUGGUAGCCGGCAAGCGACGCGCCUCGCUCGAGAAGCCAUCGGCCGGCAACGGGACGGGUGGCGCCGUCGGGCCCGACCAGCCCGGCACCCCCAGGAAGGAGAAGAAGCCCAAGGCCGAGCCCCGGCGGAAGAGCGAGCCCAAGAAGAGGACAAGCGCUGCUCUCGAGGACAAAAGGCCGCAGCUCCACUCCCAGCCGGACCAGCUUGGCGACCAACUGCACCCCAAGCCCGUCCUUGAGGACGCCACGGGGGGACAGCCCGAGUCCGGGAGUGCGGACAAAAAGGCCAAGCCUGUCUGCGGUGCUAAGCCACAGGACGAGGCCUUUGGCAAGCCGAGGAGCGCUCAGGAGGCCAAGAAGCAGAUCACUAACGGACUCGAGUGCGGUGGUGGUGGCUUCUUUGACCUGCACAAGUUCGAGACCAGGAUAUCCUCGCUGCCGAUGAAGAAGCGGCUCAAGGAGGAGAACCGCAGGCGCGAGGCCAAACUCGCCAAGUCGCUCGAGUCCUCGGCCAGGGACCCUCCGAAGAGCGUGACAGCCAAAGACAGUAGCAAAAAGCCGGUUGUAGCUGCUCCAGUGCCACCGGAGGCACAACAGCAGCACCACCAACAACAGGCGACGGUGGUACCAACCACGCCGACGACGACGACGACGACGACGACGACGACGAAGAAGGAGCCGGUCAAGAGAGAGCCGAAGCCGAAGCAGCCCAAGAAGCCCAGCCCGCCGAAGAAGGCCAGCGUCCUGGCCACGAAGAAGCCGCUCGGCAAGAAGCCCGCCGAGAAGAAAACGAAGCUAGUCAAGCCGCCGUCGUCGACCAAUGCCGCCGUGGGUCAACCGGACGAUCCGGGGAACGCGGGCGUCGCGGAUGCGGCCGGCGUCGAGGCCAAAAAGCCGGCGGCCAAGAAGAAAAAGUCGCCGUCGUUGCUGGCCAAGGGCAAGAACCUCCUGCUGAAGAAGUUCGGCGACGAGAAGCCAGCGGCCAAGCCGAGGAAGCCGGCCGUCAAAAGGGAGCCCAAGUCCAACAAGAAGAAGCAGCAGGUGGUGGCGCCCGAGAGCGCCAAGGAGCCAGAAAGCCUGGAGGUUAAAAAGUCGCCGACGCGCGAGGCGGACAAUGUCCAAACGGAGAACAUCAAGAAGGAGCUGUUGGAGGACAAGGAGCCGUCGCUGGUGACACCGCCGGUGCUCGACAGGCCAGCCAAGGAGGAGCCGACGCCGAUGACGAAGAAGAGCCAGGCCAAAGCUAGGACCGCGGCAGCGACGGCCGCGAGGAAGCAGCAGAGCGCCAACAAGAGGCAGUCGGCGCAGAAGAAACCCAAGCUGACGCCGAGCGACACGGAGGUCGAACGGGCCGACGGCACCGGUGUCCCGGAACAGAAGGGCGCCGAGGCUGCACCGGCCCAGUGCAAGGACGAGGAGUUUGGCAAGGUGAAGCCGAAGCUGGAGACCGGUGCUUCGGUGAACGGCGGGACCGAGACGUCCGAGGAGAGCGAGGACAACGGGGACGACAGCGACUACGCGAGGAGAUCCAGGCCCAGGGCGAGCGGCGGGAAGAAGGAGCGGAGUCCCUCGGAGGAGGAGCAGCUCAUGACGAACCGCAUGAAGCUCUUUGGGUUCUGGAGCGGACCCAAGCGCCACCGGGUCGCAUCGCUGAACGCCCUGGCCAAGGUGCACUGUCUCUACGAGAACGAGAACGGCGGGGUUUACCUCGGUGGCUUUUGCAAGCCCAAGCCCGAGAAGGACAAGGCCCCUCGCAAGUGCAAGGAGGAGAAGGAGGACAAGGAGGAGGGUAGCAUCGGCAAGCAGCCCAAACGGGAGAAAAAGCCCGCGGCGAAGACGAAGCCCCCCGAGGAGGCGGCGUCGACGACCGAGACGACGGUGGCGACGACGCCCGUGCCGAGCAACAAGCGGAAGCUGAGGAACGUGCCCGGGCUGAGGGGCAAGCACUACGACAUCCUCGACGGGCUGACCUCGUCCUCGUCGUCGUCGUCGUCGGACGAGGACCGCGAGUUGCGACGCGAGCGCCAGCAGGAGCGCAGGAGGAAGGAGCGCGAGCGGGACCGGCUCGAGAAAGCCAGAGAGAAGCGCCAGCAGCUCGAGGAGGAGCGCGAGCGGCAGAAGGAGACCGGCGAGAAAAAUGACAAUGAUGACGGGGAGGAGGGUAUUGACGGGGACGACAAGAGGAAGCCGAAGCAGAAGCGGCGGAAAAAGAACCCCGAGAUGAUGGACCUGAAGGACAUGGUCGUGUGCAAGCGCAUGGCCAGCCUGAACGCGUCGGCAAUACUCGCGGCCUCGUACUCGGACGAGAAGAACAGGCUGGGCACGAGCAGCGAGUCCGCGCCCAGCAGCGACUCGGAGGUCGAGUUUGUCAAGCGUAAGCGGCAAAGCGACUCCGAGAUGGAGAAGCGCAAGCAACAGCGCCAGGCCAGCGGUGGAUCCGACGCCGAUGACCUCGUCAAGCCCUCCAAGAAGGUCGUCAUCGUCAACCAGGACACCGACGUCACGAUUACCGGUGUCUACGUCAAUCAGACGCGCUCGACUCACCACGAGGGAUUCUGCAGCAUCGCCGGCAUGCAGUAUCGAAUAAGUUCGACGAGUCACACGCAGACUGCAGCCACGGCCGUUGCCACGGAACUACACGAGCAGAAGGAACAGCCGUGCAAGUCUUACACGCCUCUCGGCGCUCUGUCGUCGAUGCAGCCGCCCGGCUCGCAGGUCAACCACUCGAACAUGUCCCCCAGACGCCACUCGGCUUUCUCAGCGCCGCAUCAGCAUGGAUACUAUCAGCCGGCUGGUCCGCUGAUACAGCAUCCGCCGAUGACGCUGCCGUCGGUGAAGGGUCCACCGCCAGACCCGACGCCCACACCUCCGCAAAACUCGGAGGGCUCGGAUGACCUCGUCGCCACCUCCAGCACGUCCGGUGGCACGAGUAGCACAGGUGGUGGCUUCUAUCGCACGUACUGCCCGCAAUAUUAUGCGACGCCGCCGCAAUACCAUCAGGAUAUCUGCUACCCGCCCUCGUACUCGCAUUCUCAUCCGCACCCGCCGCCUUACUACCACAAGUACGCCCCGGCUCCCUAUCGCAGGCAGUACUACGCGUACCAGGAGACUGGAGCGGGUGGUGGUCCAGCCGGUUCCGGGGCCGGUCCCGGGGUCGUCGAGUACCAGCCGCCGCCUGGCGACUAUCUGCCCUACUACGGUGGGUAUCCGCCCCCGCCGCCCCAACCACCGCCAAAUUCGGCAUACUUGCACUCACAGGGACGACCCUUUGUAGAACACGCCUUCCAGAGCUGUCCGUGCCCCAUGCAGUCGUGUCCAAAAAACGCGGAUACUGGGCCCCUUAUUGGUAAUGGUAAGGGAGCGCCAGUUGUAUCGGGGCCCGGUCUGUCAUUGCCACCCAGCGCCUUGGUGGGGCCGCCCUCGCCCGCGCGGGGUCUAGCCGGGCUAGCACCCGCACACGGGGCCAACGCCUGGGACACGGACCGCGUCCAGCUCAAUCAUCAUCCUCAUCAUCAGUAUCAGCAGCAGCAGCAGCAGCAGCAGCAACAACAACAACAAAAACAACAAAAACAACAACAACCAGCAGCAGCUGCUGCCUUGGCGCCUUAUCGUGCCAUACAGCCCCAGCCUCCGAAUUCGCAGCAGUCCCAGCAGCAGCAGCAGCAAGCAACACCAGCUCUGUCGGCCCAGUCGCAGCCGGAGCUUACCACGUCGACGGUAUCUGGGGCCCCGGCCAACCCCACCGUUGCUGCUUUCGCUUCGGUGAAGCAACAACAGGCCCAGCACGCCUUUGUCAAAGCAGACACGAAGGAGUGCGCCGAGUCGAAGCUCCGCGUGGCCGCCGUAGGAGCCAAGUGUUCCUGCACCAGUCCGGCUCAUCGCCACCACCACCAUCACCACCACCUGCACCACCAUCAUCAUCACCAACAACAACAACAGAACCAGAGCGCCAACAGCGGCCCGAGGUUGGCGUUGCAGCAGCCAGUGAUCGAUGACUCGACCGCGCUCCCGGUAGCCACGUCAUCGCUGUCGACGACGACGGUAACAACGACGGCACCGGCAACUUCGGUGGCCAGUUGCGAGACGGUCAAGCUCGAGAGCGUGUCGCCGGCGAGCAGUGACGAAGCCUCCGGGCCGAGCAGUGCUUCCUCGCCGGCGAGUUCGGCGUCGGCCAAGCUCCACCACCAUCGGGGCCUCAAGCUCGAGAACAGCAGCGUCAAGUGCGAGGCUUGCAGGAGGCGCCCCGACGAGACGGAGGAGCUAGCGAGCCGGCACCACCACCACCACCACCACCACCAUCACCACUCGCGGGAGCAGCACAGGGAGGACGAGGCGACGCUCGUGGUGGGUAUGCAGUUGCAGGCCGGCGAGCACGUGCCCUGCGCCACGAGCUGCCGCGUCAAGUGCGAGAUCGGCUACAAGUGCGAGAUGUUCAAGUGCGAGCAGUGCGUCAAGGAGGCCGGGCAUAUGGCUAGUAUGGAGAUUGACAAGGACUCGGGGAUACUCGAGGACGACGCGGGCAGCGCCAAAAUGGAUGCCGACGCCGAGGUCAAGGAGGAGGAGGAGCUCGAGGCCAUCCAGUCGAGCACAUCGCCGUGGAAAAAGAAGCCGGACUACGAGCCAACGGCAGCUGAGCCGGUGUUGACGAACGGCUCCGUGAACGGGGACGGGAACGACGAGAUGGACGAGGAGCCGAGGGAUGAGUCCAACUCGGACGGCCGAGAGAACGUCGUACUUGGCAAAAGCCAGCCGAACAGCAGCAUCGACAGCUCGGCCGUAGAAACCGAGGCGGCGUCUUUGGAGCAGAGCCGGACAAAGCCGAGCAAGCGGAGAAAGUUGUCGCUCGACAGCCUCGCCCCGGACGCCGUCAAGGCCAAAAAGAGCAAGCGCACAAUGUCCGUCAGCUCGCCCCGGGAACUCGAUCAGCAGGAAACCACCGCGCCACCGACAACUACGUCCUCCGUACCCACGAUUCCGGUGCUGGUCAACGGCGUGGGCGAGAAAAACCAACUCCCCGAGCCCGUCGUCGCCAAUGGAGCUGUUGCCGGUCACUUGGACUCGCCGUCGAGUGCAAAGGAGUCGUCAUCGUCGAGUGCCACGAAGAAAAAGCCCAGCAAAAAGGAGUCCCAGAAGCGCAAAGCCGAUGUGAGCGCUGUCAGUACCGAGUCGCCUCUGAAGAAGUCGAAAACGAGCAACGGCGGCAAAACGGUGGCGAGCGAGAGCUCGAUCAUGGAGACGAUCAACACCGUGAUCCAGCAGAGCAUGGAGAUGGCCCAGAAGCAGGUCUCGGCGACGAAAGCGAGGAAACAGCCAAAGGUCAACCUACCAAAGAAGAGCAAGAAAAACGGGGCUGGCUUUCUGUCGACGAUAAAGCGGGCCUCGAAAAAAAUCGAGCUCGACGUCAGCGAGAAGGUCGGCCUGAUCAAGACGAAGCUCAACAGAAAGCUCGCCGGCGCGGCCAAGACCAAGAAAAAGAGCACCAAGAAAGCCAGCAGUCAGUGUACCAAUGGCAAGGUACAGGAUACCAGGACGAAGAACAACAACAAGGUCAAGGCCAAGCUGCUCGAGGUCAGGAAAAAAGUCAUACAGAACGCGAAGAACACGUGCAAACUCGCCGACAUCAAGAACAACAAGCUGGUCCAGGAGGCCAAGAACAGCAGCAGCAAGCUACUCGAGGCCAAGAACAACAAGCUCAACGAGGCCAAAAACAAGUCGGCCGCUGUUUCUACCCCCAUAGUCGCUGCUGCUGCUGCUGAUCCCGCUGAAGUCGUCAAGAGCACCAAAGUCGUUGCAGAGUCGAGGGCUGCGAGACCCAAGAGCCUCGACUCCAAGGAUGCCAAAGCCAGUCCUUCUGUGGUUCCCGUGGCCUCUGCUAAGGGUCUGCCCAAGGAGUGUCCCAAAAAGCCCGCCAACAAAGCAAUCGAAGCGACGAGCACGACUAUAGCUGUGCCCCCAUGUGUGGCUAAGGUUACCAAGAAGAAGGGCAGAACGUCCAAGAGCAAGACUGGGAGAAAGGGCUCCGGGAUCAUGAGCAGGCUCGAGGAGCUGGCGGAGGUGACGGCCAGCAAGUGCCUGCAGAUGCCCAGGAGGCCCUUUCUCAAGCCUAAGUGGAGCAACGGCUGGAACUGGGAGGGCGAGGCGUUCGAGGCCAAGGUUUAUCUUAACAACGAGUCGUCUGCCGUUCGCCGGUGUUACGUUAGCAUGAGGCACGAGAGCGGAGACGUGCUGCGACCGCUGGACUGCGUUUUGCUCAAGAGCGGCAUCAGAAAGGCCGAUCUGCCUUACGUAGCAAAGAUCGCCGCGCUCUGGGAGAACCCUGACGACGGUGAGAUGAUGUUCUCGCUGCUGUGGUACUACAGACCGGAGCACACGGAACAGGGCCGCACGAAAUUCGAUACCGACGACGAAGUGUUUGCGUCCCGGCACCGGGACGCCAACAGCGUCGCCUGCAUCGAGGACAAGUGUUACAUUCUCACCUUCACCGAGUACUGCCGGUAUCGCAGUCAUCUGCGUAGGAUGGAAGAGGGUAUGGACAAUCCAAGCCUUACGAACAUGGUGCCUCGGGGCCGGGACGACUAUUACCGCGAGUCUCGCCAGCCUCCGAUGCCCGUGUCACCGGACAUGGUCCUGUUCUGUCGGAGGGUUUACGACUACCGCGGCAAGAAGCUCGUCAAGCAUCCUGGAUGACUCGAUUACCCGAGUGGCGAGAGUCAGCAGAAAACCAUUUCCAAAAGUGGCAAGAAAACAGUCGCGCCGAAAGAGCAGUAGCAGCUUCUGUGAGAAAGGGACUCGAACAAAAAAAAAAAAAAAAAAAAAAAAAAAAAAAAANAAAAAAAAAAAAAAAAAAAAAAAAAAGAAAAAAAAAAACAAAGAAACAAAAAAAAUAUAGAUAGACAAUGUCGUCAAGUAUAUUGACGCGUAGGGAGCACACAAGCGGAGCAGUGUGACAGUUGUUUGUAAAGCACGACCGAGUCCCCAGUGGAUUUGACAGUUUUAAAGUUAAAUAAGAACAAUAUUGAUACGAUGGCAAAAAAAAGCAACAAGUGAGUGAAGAUGGAGAAACAGAGAAAUGAGAUAAUAUUUUUUUGCGAAAAUAGUCUUUACACGCGCAUCACGAGAGUGGCAAAUUGGAAAUAGAAGAGAAGUAAGACAGGAGAAUAUUUUUCAACUAGCACUUUAGCGUAGAAUGUCACUAUUCGCGCGGGAGAUUACAGAAAAAAAACAAAAAAGGAGGUGAAAUAAAGAUUUAAAAUAAUUCAAAGAGAAGAAGCCAGGGGCAUUGACCAUUUUCAGCGGUAAGGUAUGUCGAUGAAAAUACCUCUGUUGUAAACUUGUAUUAUAAAUUUGUCUCCUAAGGGAUGCUUCACACUAGCAAUUGAUUGAUAUUUUUUUUCUUCUUCUAUACUUUAUUUAUCAUUGUUUUUUUUUCUACGUGCUUUUUUGCUCGACUCGAUUAACUUUUCAGAGGAAGAGAGAACCAUUUUUUGAAACGAAUGCGAUGGAUUGACUGAUGCGUAUGGUCAAUAUUUUUUUAGAAUUUAUUUACCAUUUGUAUUUUGAUUUGGAUUUUUUUUUUAAUACUAACGCAUAAGUAAGACAUUUUCAUACAACUACUUGUUACGCUUGAUACUGUAGAAGUACAAUUUUUUUAAUUGCCCAUAAUUCUUACGAAAUAUUAUUCAUAUAAAAUUUUUUCGAGUGAAAAAUUGUGAGCUGAUCACACGGAAUCUGAAUACUGAGUAUUUGAACGCAAGUACUAGCGAAUAAUCAUCGUAACAUUUUUUAAAAGUCUCUAAUAUUUUUUUAACCAAUUUUGAGCUCUACUGCUGUACUCUAUAUAGAUCACAUUGAUUUGUUUUUUUAUAGAUCGAAAACUAUAACUAAUGGCUUACCAUUUUUCCUAAAUAUAAAUUAUUAACGAGGUACGCAACACAGCUAGCAUGCAAAUUUUAUUCAUACAAUAAUCACAAAACAACUUAAAAGUAGGUGACAAACAAGUUACUAAAUUUUUUUUUCAAACAUCUUGUACAUUGUACAUGCCGAAGAUGAUUCUCUCUUCUAAGGGCCUUGACAACCUGUAAAUCUUUACAAACGAUUACACAAUGUGUAAGCUUCACACGAAUUAUCGCGGUUGUACAUGUUUUGCUACGUAAAUGUUUAAUAAAUGAUUUAUACAAAUUAAAACAUAGUAUUGAUACGGUGUUAUAUAAACGUGACACUGUAGGUCAAUGUGAUGACAAAAAAAAGAAGCGAACUUUUUUUUAUUUUGAUGCACGAAUGAUUGUUGCAGUUAUUAUU